UACGAGGAGGAGGCGACCCCGCCGCUGCCACCGUCGGGUCAACGCAGGUGCGGCCGCCACGGCCGCCGGCCCCCGCCCCGCGGGCAUGCGGCUGCUCUCUUAGGAUGAGGUGUUGGUUGCAGGUAUAAAUAGGAUAAGUGAAAAUAAGAAUAUCCAGAUAUUAAGAUAAGAACUAAAAGAAUCAAACAGGGAAGUAUUCAUAUUUUGAGACUCUAAGAAGAGGUAGCAAUAUUUAAUAUGGAACAAAAACCUUGUGAAUCAAAUAAUGAAGAUCAUUUAUCAAGUAGUGGCAUCACACCCAAUGGAGGUUCUUCAACUCCAUUUUUUAUGUCAUCUGUUCGUGGUACAAUAAUUGAAAACACAUCUUCAACUGGGACUUUCACACAAAUUCCUUUUUUCCCUAAAUAUGAAGCAGAACUUGAUUCUCACAGGAAAGUUAUUCCUUACCCUGGAAAAGAACACAUUGAACGUGUUUUGGAAGAAUAUUCACAUCAAGUCAAAGAUUUGCAGAAGAGACUAAAUGAAAGCAACGAAUUGCAUGAGAAGCAAAAGUUUUACUUAAGGCAGUCAGUCAUAGAUUUGCAAACAAAACUUCAAGAGAUGCAAAUGGAGAGAGAUGCCAUGGCCGACAUCAGACGAAGGGAGAGUCAGUCCCAGGAGGAUUUAAGAAGUCAGCUUCAAAAUACAGUUCAUGAACUGGAAGCUGCCAAAUGUCUUAAGGACGACAUGCUGAAAGAUAGCAACUCACAGAUAGAGCAGCUAAGAAAAAUGAUGCUUAGUCAUGAGGGAGUGCUUCAAGAAAUCCGAUCAAUCCUAGUUGACUUUGAAGAAGCCUCAGGCAAGAAAAUAUGUGAACACGAAAGCAUGUCUACUGUUCACUUCCGCAACAUGGGCACAGCUAUUAGUAAAAUCCUAAGAGAAUUAGACACAGAGAUUUCUUAUCUUAAAGGGAGGAUAUUUCCAGUAGAGGAUCAGCUUGAAGCCCUGAAAUCUGAAUCACAGAACAAAAUAGAACUACUUCUUCAACAGCAUCAAGAUAGGAUUGAACAGUUAAUAAGUGAACAUGAAAUUGAAAUAACAGGACUUACUGAGAAAGCUAGCAGUGCUCGAAGCCAAGCCAAUAGUAUCCAAAGUCAACUGGAAAUCAUUCAAGAACAAGCAAGAAACCAAAAUUCAAUGUAUAUGCGUCAACUCAGUGAACUGGAAUCUACUGUUUCUCAGCUACGUUCUGAAUUGAGGGAAGCCAAAAGGAUGUACGAAGACAAGAUAGAAGAGCUGGAGAAGCAGUUAGUCCUUGCCAACUCGGAACUAACUGAAGCACGGACCGAACGUGAUCAGUUCAGUGAGGAAUCUGGAAAUUUGGAUGAUCAACUUCAAAAACUGUUGGCUGAUCUACACAAAAGAGAGAAGGAGCUGAGUCUGGAGAAGGAGCAGAACAAGCGUUUGUGGGACCGGGACACUGGCAACAGCAUCACCAUUGACCACCUGCGGCGGGAGCUGGACGACAGGAACAUGGAGGUACAGCGCCUGGAAGCCCUCCUCAAGGCCAUGAAGAGCGAGUGUCAAGGCCAGAUGGAGCGACAGAUGGCAGCAAUUCAGGGAAAGAACGAAAGCCUAGAAAAAGUGUCCUCCUUGACUGCUCAGCUUGAAUCUACCAAAGAAAUGCUCCGCAAAGUAGUAGAAGAGUUGACAGCCAAGAAAAUGACCCUAGAGAGCUCAGAGAGGACUGUAUCGGACCUGACAGCUUCCCUUCAGGAAAAAGAGAGAGCCAUCGAGGCCACCAAUGCAGAGAUCACAAAGCUCCGCUCCCGGGUAGACUUGAAAUUGCAGGAACUGCAGCACUUGAAAAACGAAGGGGAUCACCUCAGAAACAUGCAGACAGAAUGUGAGGCCCUCAAGCUUCAGAUGGCUGAGAAGGACAAGGUGAUCGAGAUCUUGCGACAACAGAUUGAAAAUAUGACGCAGUUGGUGGGCCAGCAUGGACGAACUGCUGGUGCUAUGCAAGUAGAAAAAGCUCAACUUGAGAAAGAGAUUAAUGACAGGAGACUGGAACUGCAGGAAUUUAAGAUUUUAAAAGAUAAAAAAGAUGCAAAGAUACGAGAACUUGAGGCCAGAGUGAGUGACCUGGAGCUGGAAAAGGUGAAGCUGGUGAAUGCAGGCUCUGAGCGGCUCCGUGCAGUGAAGGACAUCAAACAAGAGCGAGAUCAAUUAUUAAGUGAGGUGAAAGCUAGUAGGAAUGAGUUAAACAGUCUUACAGAAGACUAUGAAGUCUUAAAGAGGAAUUUUCGAAACAAAAGUGAAGAAAUGGAAACUACUACAAAUAAGCUGAAAAUGCAAUUAAAAUCUGCACAGUCUGAGUUAGAACAAACAAGAAAUACAUUAAAGUCAAUGGAAGGAUCUGAUGGUCAUGCUAUGAAAGUGGCAAUGGGGAUGCAAAAGCAAAUCACAGCUAAAAGAGGUCAGAUAGAUGCUCUUCAGAGCAAGAUACAGUUUUUGGAAGAGGCAAUGACAAAUGCAAAUAAGGAAAAACAUUUUCUAAAAGAAGAAAAGAAUAAACUAAGCCAGGAAUUGAGUACUGUUGCAACAGAGAAAAACAAGAUGUCUGGAGAACUAGAAGUCUUGAGAUCUCAGGAACGCCGUUUGAAAGAAAAAGUUGCUAAUAUGGAAGUUGCUCUCGAUAAGGCAUCUUUGCAGUUUGCAGAAUGUCAAGAUAUAAUACAACGUCAAGAACAAGAAUCUGUGCGCCUAAAACUUCAACACACUUUGGAUGUAAAAGAACUUCAGAGCCCUGGAUAUACCUCAAAUUCUUCUGUGAAACCACGCCUUCUACAGCCAUCAUCGGCUGUCCAUUCUCAUUCUAAUGUACCAUCUUCCCAGUCCACGGCCAGCUUCCUGUCUCAUCAUUCUAUGAAACGUAACACACUGAAGGAAGAUCCAACAAGGGACCUGAAACAGCUUCUCCAAGAAUUGAGAAGUGUGAUCAAUGAGGAACCCCCUGUGCCUUUGGGCAAGACCGAAGAAGAUGGGAGAACACCACCUCUGGGAGUCUCAUAUGUAGCUAUAAGCAACAACUCAUUAAGGGACUCCACGGAAGGGAGCAAAUCAAGUGAAACUCUCAGCAGAGAGCCAGUCACAUUACACACAGGAGACCUAGAAGAUCCGUCUAGUUGCUUCACAUUCCCAUGUACAGUAAGUCCAUCUGUGAAAAAUUCAGCUUCUCGUUCAUUCCAUUCUUCUCCUAAGAAGUCUCCAGUUCAUUCACUCCUAACUAGUUCAGCAGAAGAUUCAGUUGGUUCCACAUCACAAUAUAGAUCCACCAAACCUGUUCAUUCACCUGAUUCUGUUAAAGCUUCACAGUCUCAGCCAAUAGAAACAACAGGAAAAACAUGCAGGAAGCUUCAGAACAGACUGGAAAGCUUGCAGACUCUGGUAGAAGAUUUACAGAUAAAGAACCAAGCAAUGUCUUCAAUGAUCAGAAAUCAAGAAAAGAGGAUACAGAAAGUGAAAGACCAGGAAAAAAUGUUACUAAAAUGAUACAUUGAUUGCCUAUUUACAGAGGGAUGAUGCCCAAUUAAUUGUGGUAUUACUUAUAAAUAGUGCCCUGUGAACUUUUUCUUUUUAUGUGAAAAUUUAAUAAAAGAUACCCUGUCCUAUAAACUCUGUUUUGAAAUAAACUAUUCUUGAAUGCUCUCACAGUAAAACUUCAAGCAGUACUAACUAGAUGUGGAAGUAUACAUAACUCAUAAGGUGUUGAUUUGUGCUACUACUAGUGUGUUUGAAUAGUUAUGUUUUUUUAAUAUCUUUACUGGUGCUGAGGCAAUAGUUUGUUUGU
Molecule: messenger RNA, 3832 nt
Organism: Rhinolophus ferrumequinum (greater horseshoe bat)
Lineage: Eukaryota; Metazoa; Chordata; Mammalia; Chiroptera; Rhinolophidae
Gene: CCDC158
Product: coiled-coil domain containing 158
Exons: 24
Coding region: 238-3534 (1098 amino acids)
Source: RefSeq, a predicted model, not a curated record